AUGUCGAAGAACCCGAAGCUUGCCUACGAGGCGAACGAGCCUGCUUUUCUUCAAAAGCUACGAGGCCAGUACGGAAACAACAACGGUCGCCUCGAGCGACCCGCUGCGCGACCCCGCAAGCUCAAGGAUAGCAAGGAUGAGGAUGACGACGAGCCGGUCUACGUUGACGAAGAGAGCAACGAGGUCAUCUCUAAGGAGGAAUACAAAGCCUUGGUUAAGAGCGAUGAGCCGAACCAAAAUGGAGACGAGUCCACCAAUGACCAGACGACGGCCGACGGCGAGAAGCCAACGCCCAAGGCCGAGUCCGAACACCGCAAACAGACAAAUCUGACGGAGGUCGGUGGCCAGAAGAAGCGAAAGCAGGCCAAGGUCGUUGGCGAGGACCAGCCGCCUCCCGAGGAGCAGCAGGAAAAACCCAAGACCCCAGUUUCGAAGAAGCCGGAGAAGGCGAAGAAGGCGAAGAAGAUCAAGCUUUCUUUUGACGAGGAAUGA
Messenger RNA from Penicillium argentinense, 492 nucleotides. RefSeq names its product DUF4604 domain-containing protein. Bases 1 to 492 code for a protein of 163 amino acids. The record is from RefSeq and is a predicted model, not a curated record. The transcript is spliced from 2 exons. NCBI's taxonomy places the organism in Eukaryota, Fungi, Ascomycota, Eurotiomycetes, Eurotiales, Aspergillaceae.